Erythranthe guttata (spotted monkey flower) is the source of this 1684-nucleotide messenger RNA. The record is from RefSeq and is a predicted model, not a curated record. NCBI's taxonomy places the organism in Eukaryota, Viridiplantae, Streptophyta, Magnoliopsida, Lamiales, Phrymaceae.
CAAAAUUUGGGGAAAAAUCCAUCUUCUGACCUAAUAGACAAAGAGCGAGAAUCAAACAUUUAUUUCCGAAUUCCUUCGCCGUCUGAAUUACUUUUGCUAAUCGAGUCCUGAAAUCAUUGUUUGUUUUCCCAUUUUACUUCAUGGCGGCGGCGAUAACAGAAGAGCAGAGUAGAAAGCGGGUGAAGCAUUCGCAGUCGAUUGAUAGAAUCAGCGAUUUGCCGGAAUCAGUGAUUUGUCACAUCCUCUCUUUUCUCCGGACCAAAUGCUCCGUAAGAACCAGUAUUCUAUCUAGAAGAUGGAUGCAUCUCUGGUCCUACGUCCCCAAUCUACUCUUCCACAACGAGAAUCAAGAAAUCAUCAACAGUGUUAUGCUGCUCCACAAAGUGCAAACCAUCGAUAUAUUCCGCCUCUUUCAUAUUGAAUGCAGCGACUAUCAACUGCGGACAUGGCUUACUUUUGCCGUUGCACGUAACGUGCAGAGGCUCGAUCUUUGUUUUCAUUCUAAAGAAGAUGUUCGAGGCUUUCUGCCUCGAUGCCUCUUCACCUGCAAAACACUUGUUGCUAUGAGGCUCCGCUCUUGCGGUGUUAUCCCCGCCGUACACGGCGCCGUGUGUUUGCCUCACCUCAAGAAGCUUCAUCUAAUUUACAUUCGUUUCGAGGCAGAUGAGUCCCUUACGCACCUUAUUUCCGGCUGUCCGGUGCUUCUGGAGUUGUCUAUCAAAUUAUCACAUGCUAUGGUUUGUUGUAAUGUAUCUUCACCUACAAUUAAAAGGCUCAUGCUCGAUUUUAAAUCCGAUGGCACCAGGUUGGAGAUAAAUACCCCUGCACUUAAAUAUCUCAAGAUAAGUGAUUCUUUCUCUGAGCAUAUUAAAUGUGGGGCGCUAAACUCCUUAACUAAAGCAGAUAUCAAUCUUAUCAAUGACGAUAACAAACCGGACUAUUUUCUUUAUUCUCGAUCUCUGCUAGAACUCAUUGAUCAGUUUCGCAAUGUCAAGUGCCUAAAAUUAGUUUUAUCGUAUUGUCCAAAGAUUAUUGACUCGGUAGUCUAUGCUUGGACUACAAGUUUUCCUAAGUUAACCAGACUCCAAUUGACUGCCGAUAUUCGUUUUAUCUCAAUGUUCCUAAAAAAUACCGAAAAUCUUGAAUUCCUCAUUUUAUCUGAGUUGUGCGAAGAAAUAGAAGGUUGGAUGGAACCACUACAAAACGUGCCGACAUGCCUAUUAUCACAUCUUAAAAUUAUAAAUAUUGUUAACAUCAAAGGUAAAAAGCACGAGCUUGAAAUUAUAAAAUAUCUAUUGAGGAAUGCUAAUGUCUUGGAGAGGAUGGAAAUAUUAUAUCCCGGUUCCCUUAGUUCCAACGAAGAAAAUAAUAUGCUAAAGAAGAUCUCACUUUUUCAACGCGGAUCCAGAGCAUGUAAAGUUGCCUUUGGUGCUGCCUGAAAGUACCUUGACGCACUUUUUCUUCAUAAUUGCUUUACGCACUUAUCUCUGUUUUGUUAUGACCUACAAAACUCUCAUCUUUACUUCAGUUUUUUUGUAACUGCAAUGUGAUAAAACAAACAUAUAGUUUUUGUAAUUGCGGGAAGAAAGAUGAGUAUGUUUUUGUCAAGAAGAUUGUCUAUGAAGAGCUCCUAUACUACUAGUUACGUUGUUAUUUCCACUUUAGGCACAAGUCUUCAUUUCUU